This is a messenger RNA of Apis dorsata (giant honeybee), 1789 nucleotides long. RefSeq lists its product as uncharacterized. The record is from RefSeq and is a predicted model, not a curated record. NCBI's taxonomy places the organism in Eukaryota, Metazoa, Arthropoda, Insecta, Hymenoptera, Apidae. The transcript has 2 exons. The coding region runs from base 85 to 1749 and encodes 554 amino acids.
UUAAAAUAUAAUAAUAGUAUCGAUUUAUCAUGUAAUGUACAGUGUGAUAAAAAAAAUAAUAUAUCGCAAUUUUGUUAUCAAGAAAUGAAUCAAGAAAUUGAAAUUUUCACUCAAAAAAGAAUUAAUCCUUCCGUGUUUGCAUCUUAUCAAAGUCUUGACAGAUACUUUAAUACACAAUCGUGUACACAACAGAAUACAACUUUGAAUAAUUAUAUUAUCCAGGAUUCAGACCAAAAUUGUUCUUCUAGUUCCGACAUGUUUAGAGAUUCUUUGGAAAGUCAAGAUAAAAUCAUAGAUAGAGAAACUUAUAAACUAGUUGAAAAAAAUAACCUUAUCAAUGAUAAAUCGGCAGAGAAAUUUUCAUUAUUACAUUCCCAAAAUAAUGAUGUUUUAAAAACUUUGAUGAAAAUGAAAGAUAACACUAUCUUCCCACACGGUAAUGAUUUUUCAGAUAUUUUAUUUAACAAAGAAUAUUCAUUAUGUAAACAAAAUUGCAAUAAACUAAGGAAACAGUUAACCUCCAAAUCGAAUAAAUCGAAUAAACACGUAAUUGCUCCACAAACUUCUGAUUUGGAUUUUGAUCAUGAAAGUUUUAUUAUUUCGUCGAAUCAGAUUGACGAUGCUUGCUCUCCUCAAAAAGAUAGUGCUUACGAUACUUAUCAAUUGAGUGCAGAAUGUAUAUCAAUAUCGAAUUACAUUGAUAAAAGUGAAAAGAGUAUAUUUUCUAAUCAAAAAAUCGAUAAAAUUACUCCUCAUCAAAAAGACACGCAUGAUAUAGAAUUUCUUACCUCAGAUAUAAGCGAAAAAGAUUGGAUUUUAAAUCAAGAUCAGCAACUGUGUUUAUCUUUUUCACGUCAAAAAAGCGAUAGUAGCACAAAUAACGUAAAAUCAUAUACACAAAAAAGACAUUCGCAGAAAUAUUCACUCGAAGAAUGUGAGGAAAGUAAAAGAAAGAGAUUAAAAUCUGUUCACGGAUUAACUGUAACUGAAGUUUAUGAAGGAAAGGACAAAAAGAUUUCAUCGGAAUGGUUGAAAUUCAUACUCGAUACUUUAAAUGUGGACGAUGUUGCUUUUGAAUCGGCAAAGAUGAUUCUUUCAGUUUUUCAAAAUGAGAGAAUAGGGAAAUUGUAUAUGAGAAAAAGAUGUUGGAAAGAUACUUUAGAAGAGCAAGCUUUAAAUGCAAUAUUGGAUUUUUGUGACAUUUCUGAAGCUAAAUAUAGAACUAAUGCGUAUACACAAGAAAUUGUACAAAUAAUGACAAGUAUAUUGGAUGAAAAUAUUGAGAAUAUUCGACUAAACAAGGUUACGAUACAGACUUAUCAGAUCACCAUUAUUUUACAUUUAUGCACUUCUAUGAGAAUUUGUAUCGAAAUAAUAAAUUAUCUAACCACGAAACUGAAAAUCUACGAAAACAUUUUAAUUUCUCUAGUAAAUAGCAAAAAAGCUGAUGUACAUAUUAUAAUAAAUCAAUUGCAUAUUAUAUUUUAUAUUUUAACUAGUUGUUUACAAAAAUAUCGAUUAAUCUUUAGAAAUGAAGAAAGAGAUCAAUCUGACGAAGAAAUAAUACCAUCUGUAAUCGAUUUAUGGAAAAAACAAUUGAAUUUCGAAAGCACGAUAAUGGAAGAUAGCAAGCAAACAAGAGAAAGAAGAUGGUUAAUGAUUUUGGAUGACUUUACAGUAAUUGCUACAGAAAAUUUUGUUCAAUUUGCUAAAAAAUCACGAAAAUUAGUUAAUUUAUUAACUUUAUGAUUAAAUAAUUUCAAGCGUAAUUUUAACAUAUUGGAGUGUA